AUGUCUCUGACGCCUGGCGAUCGCUCUCGCGCGAUCCGCUCGCCCCUCCUGGAUCCUCCAGACAUCGUCUCUGGUGCCCUGUCUGGCAGUCGAUUCUGGACUGUUGGGGACGACAACGGAUUGUCCUCCACUUUGUCCCAUCCUCCGGCCGCGGACUCGACGGCCGAGCUGUACCAACCCAUCGCCUUUUCUCGAGACACCUCCGCCAACCUGGCUGCUCUCGCGAUCCCUCCGCCGGGCAUGGGCACGGCGUUGGGCGACUUGAAUGCCCCGCCGCCGUUGAACGCACGGCGGCCGGCGGCGCCCACGCUCCCCAGCUUUGAGCUGCCCCCGCCGAACUUUCAGAUCAGCGUCGGGACCCCCAAGUAUCCGCUUCAGUCGAAUGCGCACCUUCCAACGCAUCACAAUCUGAACAGUCUGUUGACACCGCCGGCAUCGACUCAAGCCAGCGACGUGUCCGCUCCGAGCACGGCCGCGCCGACGACCACCGUGUCUGCGUCCCCGGACGUGGCUCCAUCGUAUGGAACGGCGUACUGGCAGGGACACAGUGGCUAUGGAAGCACUCCUGGCGGCGCUGCGCCGCGGCAACCAUGGAAUACGGGGACCAACCAGUCAUAUCCGACGCGGGAGUCGUUUUCACCGUCGACAUUACACCCGCUGAGCCGAAAUCCGCCGACGUCUCCUCCCGUGACCGAAGGCAUGGCACAGCCGUACGACAUGCACCACCACCUCCCUCCGUUCCAGCAAUCGCUUUCCGUUCCCCCGUCAGGCAUGGCGACCGCAACACCGCAGCAUCCCGCCAUGACGCACGCCAUGUUGUCCAGUCCCACGGGAUUGCCCCACCCAGGGCCGUCUCCGCACCUCCUCCCCUCAAAUGACCCUUACGGACCCAAAUCGCAGUCGGCACCCGUCUACGGUGCAGCACAGCAGAUUCCCAGCCCGCACCAGACCAGUUUCCCGCCGUACGGACAGCCGGGGCUCGGCAUCCAUCCGCCGGGUCGUGUCUCGUCCACUGGGCCACCACCUCACCUGAGCUAUUCGCGGCAGCCCUGGCCAUCAUACUCGCUCCCGGCGAUGAACGGGCCGGUGAUGACGAACAUCCACAGUCCGAACGGCCAAAUGUCGUUGCUGGGAAGCAUGCAGGCGGGCAUUCUCCCGGGCUUCAACAGUGGCCAUGUGGCCAGCAUGCAGCAGAUGUACGGCGGGCAUCCGCCACACCCCAUCCACCAGCCGGGGCCGCCCAACGACCGGCCGUUCAAGUGUGAUCAGUGUCCGCAAAGCUUCAACCGGAAUCACGACCUGAAGCGACAUAAGCGUAUUCAUCUGUCGGUGAAGCCGUUUCCAUGUACACAUUGCGACAAGAGUUUUUCCCGCAAGGAUGCAUUGAAGCGACAUAUUCUGGUCAAAGGAUGCGGCAAGGACGGGUCGGACGGGUCGAAUAAGACGAGCACGGCGAGUGUCAAGGAGGAGGACAAGGAGAGCGUCGAUACCAAUGGGCACAGCUGA
Molecule: messenger RNA, 1506 nt
Organism: Aspergillus viridinutans
Lineage: Eukaryota; Fungi; Ascomycota; Eurotiomycetes; Eurotiales; Aspergillaceae
Product: putative C2H2 finger domain protein
Exons: 3
Coding region: 1-1506 (501 amino acids)
Biological process (GO): regulation of transcription by RNA polymerase II
Cellular component (GO): nucleus
Molecular function (GO): RNA polymerase II transcription regulatory region sequence-specific DNA binding; DNA-binding transcription factor activity, RNA polymerase II-specific
Source: RefSeq, a predicted model, not a curated record